Pomacea canaliculata is the source of this 3914-nucleotide messenger RNA. Its product is annotated as nucleolar and spindle-associated protein 1-like. Bases 98 to 1753 code for a protein of 551 amino acids. Gene Ontology annotation, molecular function: microtubule binding. Gene Ontology annotation, biological process: mitotic cytokinesis; mitotic chromosome condensation; establishment of mitotic spindle localization. The record is from RefSeq and is a predicted model, not a curated record. Gene Ontology annotation, cellular component: mitotic spindle; microtubule; nucleolus. NCBI's taxonomy places the organism in Eukaryota, Metazoa, Mollusca, Gastropoda, Architaenioglossa, Ampullariidae. The transcript is spliced from 10 exons.
CCAAUGGAAUCACGAGAUUCAAACGUUGUCGCGGGAUCGCUUGUUGAGGUGUCCAUGUCAACGGUUCUUUUUCCUUGGAGUAAUUAUUGUUUUCACGAUGGAUUUUGAUUCCAUGAAGUAUAGCGAUCUACAAAAGCUUGCAAAGAAGGCAGGCAUUAAGGCGAAUAUGAAGGUGGAGAAACUUGUGAAGGCUCUUAAGGAAUACUACAAAGAUGACAGUCAUUAUGCACCAUCUACAGAAACUACAAAGCUUAAAAGUGUGGAGAUGACUGACACAAGUAACACCUGUACUGCUGCAGUGGAUGAUGAUCCACUAGAGAAAACUCAGAAACAGGAUCUGAAUCGAGUUAAGAAAGGAAGAAGGAGAGGCUGUCUGUAUCAGCCUAUGGUGACUGAGUUGGUGAAGGAAACACUAUCCACUGAAAGUCAACUUUCAGUAAGUGAAGAUACUGACAGUUGCACAAGAGAAGGAAGAUUACCCCAAACUAGUUCGGCACCCAGUAUUGAAUCUUCAUCCAUAACAGAGACUGCUGCAGAAAAGAAGAGACAGAGAACCCAACAGUCUCAGAAGAGCAUGCUGGGUGCAGGUGCCUCGCCCUUGGAACUGCAGACCAUGCCACCACUAACAUUGUCUAUGACAACACCUCAUAAACGGCAGCGGCAUAGUACUUUUGAUGUGGAGAAGCCCUUACUUGGGUAUAGUGUCACACCUGAGAUAAAGCAAAACUUGGGAAAGCAGGAUGAGGUGACCCCUAGCACAGAGGCAAUGCUGAAGUCAAUUUCUGGUGACAUGGGAAGUGAGGAGCGUAGAACUAAGUUAAUGGAUGCCAUCAACAAAAAAGUGGAAAUAAGCAUGGGGAAUACAGCACCCAUUUCCCACAUUCCUCGAUUUGCAGCGUUUUUGGCCAAACAGAAGCAAACGAAAACAGUCACACCAGGCAACAAGGACUGGGAGGAAGUUCACAAAAAAGCUUUUGCCAAAUUUGAUUCCAUUGAUGUGUAUUUGGAGAAGAGACGCAAACGAACUGAAGAGCUGUCAGCAUCAGUGAAGAAGGCACGUGGGAUCAUGCAAGAUGUCCAGGAAAAAGUCACAAAACUGAAGAACAGAAAAACUUCAACUAUUGGUAAACCUGAGCACCAGCCAUUCAAGCCAUCUAUUCUCUCCACCAAAGACAUGAACUUGAGCUUUGAAAGUUUAUCAGAAAGUGCAAACAAGAAACAAUCUUCAAGCAAGAUAUUCCAUCCUACUGUGGUUUCAACCAAAAACAUGAGCCUCAAUUUUGCAGCUUUGAAGUCACCAGUCUGCAGAACAGCAGUCAAGUGCACACCUCAAUCAUCUGUGCAUUCAUCAGGCACUAAGAUGGUAGUCAGUGUCAGAAAGUCCCUGAACACAUCUGUUAAAGUGACCGGAAACACACCUUUCUGUUUCACUGGUAACAACAAUACAACUACCAGUAGCCUCAACAACACCACGUUCACCAAAUCAGCGUCCAAGACAUUCAAUCUUCAGGCUAGCCUGGCACGACCCAUCACUUGGAAACCACACACUGGCAAACUUCCAUCCCUAGAGACUGGCUACUUCAGCAGUGCAUCCAAUAUGACUCAGUCGGUGAAGAAAGCCACCAACAGGCAUGCAGAAAUGUACAAGAGUCGCAGGAAGCCUUGCAGUGAUACAAGGCGAGGUGCCAUUAUUGCCAAUAGAAUGAAUGAGAGAAACAGCACGCUAGCAAAGAGAAGAGGAGUAACAUCUUGAAGCAUUGUAAUCCCAAAUAAGAGAGUGUGCGAGGGAGGACAGAACUUACUGCUAAUUAACAUAAAUGCUUAGUAUGUAUAGUUACAUGUUCAGUUCUUUUUAAUUGUCAUCUUUAGCAUUGGUUGGUAACUAUAUACCUUACUAACCUUUAUUUGGUCAACACACACUCUGUUCAUAUUGUCUUUGUAUACAAAAUUGUAUGCAAACAACAUAAUAAUAGUAAGAAUUUAUAUAGCGCAUCUCGGCCAAAGGCCAACUCACUUCACAGAACAAGAGAAAUAGUCACGAAGAAGAACAAUGCGAAGACUGCAUUCCGGCAGUAAAGGGCGAUCACUAGAUUUAACGGUAAGGACUCCAGAGAAUAAGGGUUAGUGACAUAAGAGAACAUGGAAAAUAUAUCGAGAACUCUUCAGAAUAUCAAGAAAUAUAAAUGGAAAAUAUGAAACUUUGAAAAAAAAAAUGUGAUUGUCACUUUAAUUUAUUCACUGAAACGCGAGGUUACUGCCAAAGUAAGUAAAGCAUGGAAUGGAGUGCAGCCAAUAGAUCUAAACAGUUCACACUUCAAAAUAACAUUAAAUACAAUUCUGUAAUUAUGUAACAGCAGCUCACACUGUAUCCCACCAAGUGUGAAAUAUUUAAAUGUUCAAGCCUUCUAACUGGGCUAUAUAUAGUACUGUGACUUCAGUUUACUUCAGUGGCCGCCUGGCAGUAGUCCUGUAGUAUGCAAUAUGACGUCAUUGUAGGAUCAUUUAGGAUGAUGUUACUGUUACAGUCCUACAGGAGACACUUACAGGUCAAACAUAGACAAUGAACUAUAGCAAGCAUCUUCACAACCACAGCCGAUAACAAUUUUCAUGGUUGUAUUCGUGUUCAGCACACCGAGACACUACAGAUUAGUACCUAAGUGGAUAAUAAUUUGACCAGUGUUAUAUCAAGCUAACAGUUUCUUAAAGUGUGAGAAAAAUAAGGAUAAUGGAACCCACAUUGCAAAUCAUAAAAUAUCAGAAUGGAACUAGUAACACCAAACAGAGGUGGUAGUGAUAUGGUUAAGAUUUUGGUGUAGCAAUAAAAGCAUUGCAGUGAUGUACAUCUAUCAUUAGCUGGAUUUCCUGGCCUCUAUUCAAAGUUGCUAGUUGUUUUCUUUCCUUAGACUGUUGCAGUGGUUGUAAAUAUUGCCACGUGGACUGAUUACUGCUUGCUGUUAGUCUUGUAACAUGCAAUAUUUACCCUUUCUUGGUUCUUCCCUGACAUAGAUGCCCAGGGGUUGCACAAGGUGGCUGCACAGCAAUGUGUUGCUUGUUUCUAAGGAUAAAUUUGACUCUUCGUCGAUUUAUUUGUUGACAGCAUUGUUCUGAGAUUGCCAGUGGUGAGAUUGCCAUGUAUACUGAUGAUUACAGGAAGAGUAGCAGGCAGUAGCUAAUAGCAGGUUCAAGAUUGUGGGUUGGGUGACUUUACCUAGUAAAACUCUUUUCCAGUCCUCUGGGCAGCUCAGACAUGAACAUCAGACUGCAUGCAGAAUUGCUUUGUUAUGCGUACAUAUUUUUUUGUCAGCCUGUGCAAGGCCCUCUCCUUAAAUCCACAAUUUGUAUGUGUGGUGAAUUUAUAUAUGUUGCCAUGUAAGACAGAAAGUUUUUAUGCUGUCAACACUUGUUACACUAGUCAUGAUAUUUGUACAAUAGUAGAUUUCAUACUGUUUUAUGAAUAUUUUAAAGAGAAAAUAUUGUAGUUGAUUUCUAUGUGCACAUACAGCAUUUCUCACUUACAUUGGUCUUAGAAACACAUUUGAAAUAUGGUCAUAUUGCUCACUGUGUGCAGCCACUGUCUCAGGUUUCAUAUUAAUAACUGAAUAAGAUUUUCCAUAUGGAUUGGAGUUGCAAACAAGCAUUUUUAUUCGGGGGGUGGGGGUGUUGCUAGUUAACACUUUCCAUUAGUCUAAUGCACAUAUUUUGCUGAUCUACAGGUUCCGGCCAACAACGUUUUAAUAGUCAUGUCUAAGGCAUGGUUUAUUCACUUAACCUUUCAAUUGUCAACCUCAAUACACCUGUACAUAUGAACAUUGCCUGUCACUUCUGGUGUGAUACAAAAAAAAAUACAUCAACAUUUUAACAACACAUGAUAUGGUGUGAUAUUCUUUAAUACAUUAAACAAUGUCCUCCGAAAA